Messenger RNA from Candidozyma auris, 1290 nucleotides. It is a transcript of the gene SHA3, whose product is annotated as putative serine/threonine protein kinase. Gene Ontology annotation, biological process: intracellular signal transduction; protein phosphorylation. Gene Ontology annotation, molecular function: ATP binding; protein serine/threonine kinase activity. Lineage: Eukaryota; Fungi; Ascomycota; Pichiomycetes; Serinales; Metschnikowiaceae. Bases 1 to 1290 code for a protein of 429 amino acids. The transcript has a single exon. The record is from RefSeq and is a predicted model, not a curated record.
AUGACGCUUGAUCUCCUACCUCUUCUCGACCCGCAACCGGAGGUGCCCAAGCGCCACAACACAGACCUCAGUCUCGAUGGAUUUCCUAUAAACGACAAGCUACGGUUUGUCCGGAAAAUCGGUGCGGGAACCUAUGGUCUUAUUUAUUUGGUGGAGGACGUGGAAACUGGCGCUGAGUUUGCAGCCAAAAUGGUGAUGACCGAUCCCCCGGUCAAGAACGGUGGGCGCAUAGACGUUGACGAGAACAAAAAGCUAAUACAAAGAAAAAUGUACGAGUAUUUCGUCUGCAGCCCGAAAAACGUUGUGGAGCUUGAUUUGGACAUGGUGGCCAGAGAAGGUGUGAGGUGCCCCUUCUUAAAGGAGAUUGCUCUACACUUGAGGGUGAGUUCUCAUCCAAACGUGGUGACGAUCCACAAGGUGCUCAAUUUGGGCCGUGUGGCCGUGAUGACCCUCAUGGACUACUACGACGAAGGCGAUCUCUUCGGCAAUAUCAUCGACAGAGGCCUUUUCCUGAGGCCUCCUCCUUGGCAGGACCAGCAGAAGCUCAUGAAAAAUUGCAUGCUCCAGCUUAUCGACGUGGUGAGUUACUGCGCUGCCCAGAGUGUGUUCCACUGUGACUUGAAGCUAGAGAACGUCAUGAUACGAUACAACAGAUCGCAUAGAAGAGCCCCCGGCUCGCCUCUUGUCGACUACGGCGAGCUCCAGAUCGCCCUCAUAGAUUUUGGCCUCGCCAUGACCUCCAACACCAUCUGCUGCAACGCCUGCAGAGGUCUGAGCUUCUACAUGGCUCCUGAAAGAAUUGUCAACUUCAACACAAACCACUUAGUCAAGUCUUUGGUGGACAUGCGCCAGUACCCUACCGUGGAGAAUGCGCCCAAGCUGGGAGCAAAGCUUUUCCCCACUUUGGCAGGCGACAUCUGGCUGUUGGGAGUUCUCUUCAUCAAUAUUACCUGUGCCAGAAACCCCUGGCCCAUUGCCAACAUCAAUGACGUCAACGAUGUGUUUGGAACUUACAUUCUUCAGAACAGGGACAUAUUGGCGUCGAUUUUGCCCAUUCUGCACCGGUUCAACCGUCUCUUGGACGAGAUUUUCCGCCUCAACCCCAACGAGCGAAUCCUGCUAGCAGACUUGUACCGCAAGAUUGCCAGAAUAGAUUUCUUCUCGGACGAGAUCAGAAAAGACGAUGAGGAUUUGGUGUAUAACCCGCAAUUGUCGACUCCUCCUCCCGAGAGGCCAUUGGCAGAGAGGGACUUUGUGCCCAACUGCCCAUUGCUGAUCAAGACAACGUGA